This is a messenger RNA of Balaenoptera musculus (blue whale), 3526 nucleotides long. It is a transcript of the gene CPT2, whose product is annotated as carnitine palmitoyltransferase 2. NCBI's taxonomy places the organism in Eukaryota, Metazoa, Chordata, Mammalia, Artiodactyla, Balaenopteridae. The record is from RefSeq and is a predicted model, not a curated record. The transcript has 5 exons. The coding region runs from base 124 to 1884 and encodes 586 amino acids. Gene Ontology annotation, cellular component: mitochondrion. Gene Ontology annotation, molecular function: carnitine O-palmitoyltransferase activity. Gene Ontology annotation, biological process: fatty acid beta-oxidation.
GUUGUUCCGCGGACGGGCGCAAACUGAACGCGAGUCCCUGACGGGCACUGAGGGCGGCGGCCUGGUAUUUGUAACCAGAACUCCGCAUUCUCCGCGUUCUCGCUGCUGCCGCCUCCCGGGACGAUGGUGGCCGGCCUACUGCUGCGCGCCUGGCCCCGGGGCCUUGCCUUUGGCCCGGGAGCCCCCAGUCGGCUCCUGAGCACAGGCUUCGACCCAGGCCAGUAUCUGCAGCUGAGCAUCGUGCCCACUAUGCACUACCAGGACAGUCUGCCCAGGCUGCCUGUUCCCAAACUUGAAGACACCAUUAGGAGAUACCUCAGUGCGCAGAAACCUCUCUUGGAUGAUGGCCAGUUCAGGAAAACGGAACAGUUGUGUAAGAGUUUUGAAAAUGGGAUUGGAAAAGAACUGCACAAGCAGCUGGUCGCUCAGGACAAGCAGAAUAAACAUACGAGCUACAUUUCAGGUCCCUGGUUUGAUAUGUACCUAACUGCCCGAGACCCCAUUGUCCUGAACUUUAAUCCAUUUAUGUCAUUCAACCCUGACCCAAAGUCCGAGUACAACGACCAGCUCACCCGGGCAACCAACUUGACUGUCUCUGCCGUCCGGUUUCUGAAGACACUUCGGGCUGACCUUUUGGAACCAGAAGUGUUCCACUUGAACCCUGCCAAAAGUGACACUGACACCUUCAAGAGACUCAUACGCUUUGUGCCUUCCUCUCUGUCCUGGUAUGGCGCCUACUUGGUCAAUGCAUAUCCCCUGGAUAUGUCCCAGUAUUUUCGGCUUUUCAAUUCCACUCGUUUGCCCAAACCCAGUCGAGAUGAACUCUUCACUGAUGACAAGGCCAGACACCUCCUGGUCCUAAGAAAAGGACAUUUCUAUGUCUUUGAUGUCCUGGAUCAAGAUGGGAACAUUGUGAGCGCCUCAGAAAUCCAGGCUCAUCUGAAGUACAUUCUCUCAGACAAUAGCCUGGCCCCCGAGUUUCCACUGUCAUAUCUGACCAGUGAGAACCGGGACAUCUGGGCAGAGCUCAGACAGAAGCUGGUGAGUGGUGGCAAUGAGGAGGCCCUGAGGAAAGUGGACUCUGCUGUAUUCUGCCUCUGCCUAGAUGACUUCCCCAUUAAGGACCUUGUCCACUUGUCCCACAACAUGCUGCACGGUGACGGCACAAACCGCUGGUUUGAUAAAUCCUUUAACCUCAUUAUAGCCAAGGAUGGCACUGCUGCUGUCCACUUUGAGCAUGCUUGGGGCGAUGGUGUUGCAGUGCUCAGGUUUUUUAAUGAAGUGUUUAAAGACAGCACUCAGGCCCCUGCUGUCACUCCACGGAGCCAGCCAGCUAACACUGACUCUUCUGUCGCUGUACAGAAACUCAACUUUAAGCUGAACGAUGCUUUAAAGACUGGCAUUAGUGCUGCUAAGGAAAAAUUUGAUGCCACCAUGAAAACCCUCACCAUUGACUACAUCCAGUUUCAGAGAGGAGGCAAAGAAUUCCUGAAGAAGCAGAAGCUGAGCCCUGACUCGGUGGCUCAGCUGGGCUUCCAGAUGGCCUUCGUGCAGCAGUACGGGCAGACAGUGGCCACCUAUGAGUCCUGUAGCACUGCAGCAUUCAAGCACGGCCGCACCGAGACCAUCCGCCCGGCCUCCGUCUUCACAAAGAGGUGCUCUGAGGCCUUUGUCAGGGAGCCCUCCAAGCACAGCGCUGGAGAGCUUCAGCAGAUGAUGGCCAAGUGCUCCACGUACCACAACCAGCUGACCAAAGAAGCAGCGAUGGGUGAGACAGGGUUUGGGGAGCAUGCCCUUAGGCCUUGUUGCCCUCAGCACUGGGAAACAGCCAGGAUAUUCUCCAAAGCGGUUGCACCAUUUUACAUUCCCACCAGCAGAGUGUGAAUGUUCCAGCUUCUCCACAUCCUCACCAACACUUGUUUUCAUCUAUUUGGAUUAUAGCCAUUCUGGUGAGUGUGAAGUGGUAUCUCAUUGUGGGUUUUAUUAGCUUAUGUUUUAAAUUAGACCACCUCGAACAUAUUUUCCAAAUCUAGUGACACCUAUCCAAUUAUCUUCAUGUGACAGAAUAACUGACAAAAAAGGAAUGGGAGCCAGGAUUGGAGGAGGUAGACAUGAGACAGUGGGGUAGGUGCUGGAAGGGAGAGAGUUUAGGGUGUUUCAGGAGACACAACUGGGGCUUGAUAAACAAAGAGAUGAAGGGAGCCUCCAGCAGAGAAUGGAGCCUGGGGGACUGCUUGAGCGGAAUUGGUUACAAGUAUAUCUUCUUUCUGGGAGUCUUCCAUUGUAAAGAAGACAGGGCCACUGAAUAAGCAGAAUCACAUUUGGUAUUUAUGAUAUUAAGUGGAAAACAGUUAAAUAUAAUCUUAAUGCUGCUAGGAUUAUAGCCAUAUAAAAACAUGUCUGUGUGUAGAUAGGCCCUGAAAGAGAACAGGGGAAAAUAAACACACUUCUGUUAGGGAGCUAGGAUGGUGGGGUUUAAGAAAAUGUUUAUUUCUUUUUCUUUUUUCCUUUAUUGAUAUCAUACUGUUUGUGCAAUACCAAGUUGUUAGGCAGGAACAAAAAACAAUUCACGUUAGCAGCCCCUCACUUCCUUACCAGCCCUCCUCAUGCCUCAUGCUUCAGCCACACUAAGCCUCGCAUUGGUCUCAGACAUGUCUGAGCUUUACUGUGACGCUGUACCUUGCAAAUGCCAUCCUCCAUCCUCAGAAUGCCCUUGGCUCCAGCACAUCCUCUGCCAAAUUAGUCCUUGUUCUUUUUAGCCCAGCUCAAAUGUCCCCUCCCAUGAAGCCACGCUCAUGGGGUCUCCCCGGAAGAAUGGGUCAUCCCUUCCUCCAUCCUCCGCUACUCCCAGCUUUGGCUUCUGUUUUGGCCAGCGAGGGGCCUGACACAUAAUGUGUUAUUGCUGGAGACUGCGUUGUUCCCUCCCGGCACCCGCACCUUUGCAAGCUGACUUUGUAGCGCCUCCUGUCAAGAAGCGGAGCCUAUUUCUCCCCUCCUAACUGGCCCUCAUCCUGCCUCUAGACUCCACUCAUUGCCUCCAGUCCAUUCUCCUCACUGUAGCCAGUGAUUUUUUUCAUGGACAAGUCUGAUCAUAUCCCUGCUUAAAAGUCCUCAGUGGUUUUCCAUUAACUUGGAAAACAGUCCAUACUCCUCAGUGUGACAGUUGUGGCCUUGGUGGAGCUGGCUCUGCUCAUCUUGUCAGCCCCACCUCUCUUAACAGCUUACCCUGAGGAAGUUGCCUCUGCUUGGAGCAUAAGCCCCUCUCCACCCUUUCAGCUAUCUUCUGCUCAACCUUCAGGUUUCAGAUAGACCGCACCUCCUCUCACCCCACCCCUCUGAGACUGAGUUAGUUGGUGCCCCUCCUGUGUAUGCCCAGAGCAUCUGGACAAUCUAACCUGUAUCGCAGUGCUUUUCAGUUUCUGCAACUGUCUCCAUUACUAGAUUGCUGUGCUGUACAAUACGUCCUUGUAGCUUAUUUUAUGCAUACUAGUUUGUACAUCUUAAUCCCCUACCCCUAUCUUGUCCC